AUGUGGUCACUGACAGUCCUUCUGCUCCUGGUUCCAAGCAGUGGGCAAGCUGCCACCCUGGAGAAGCCCACAUUGUCUCUACACCCACCUUGGACCACGAUCUUCAAGGGGGAGCGGGUGACCUUGCGGUGCGAUGGCUACCACCCUCUGCUCCUGGAGCUCCGGCCCAUCAGCACUCUCUGGUACCUGGGUCACCUGCUCCUGCCCUCCCACAAGAAGAGCAUUGAGGUGCAGACGCCAGGCGUGUAUCGGUGCCAGACACGGGGAGCGCCUGUCAGCGACCCCAUCCACCUGUCUGUGUCCAACGACUGGCUGAUCCUGCAAGUGCCCUACGCCCCGGUGUUCGAGGGUGAGCCGCUGACUCUGCGCUGCCGCGGCUGGUACGACAAGGUGGUCUACAAGCUUCACUACUACCACGACGGCCAGGCCGUGCGCUACUUCCACUCCAGCGCCAACUACACGGUGCUGCAGGCGCGCGCCAGCGACAGCGGGCGCUAUCAGUGCUCGGGCACCAUGCGCAUCCCGGUGGAGAGCGCGCCCAUGUUCUCCGCCAAGGUGGCCGUGACCGUGCAAGAGCUGUUCCAGACCCCGGUGCUGAGAGUGCAGCGCGGGGAGGAGGCCCGCGGCGUGGCCCGCGGCGAGGGGACCGAUUCUCGGUGCGUCACACUCACAGGCUCUCCCCAGGAGCUGGCGUCCACCUCCGCCUCGGCCCCCCAGGCCGCAGCCUUGGCGCCCGGCGACCAGCCGCUUUCCUUCCGAAAGCCCCCGGUGUCCAGAUCGGUCCCGUCGGUCACCUCCGUCCCGAACACCACCUCGGCCGGGCUGCAGUUCCGGGCGGGCAGCGGCCCCACUGCGGGGCCACCUGCCUGCGCCCCGCGCACGCCCUUGGAACCGUCAGCUGGAGCCCCGAAACCCGACGUGGCGCUUCUGCUCCGAGAAAUCCAGCUGCUCAAAGGCCUCCUGAGCCGCGUGGUUCUGGGAUUGAAGGAGCCACAGGCGCCCCCGGAGCUCAGGGGAACACCCGAGACCUCCACUCCCCACUUAGCUGUGAGCCCAGGGACCCCAGAGACCACUCUUGUGGAGAGCUGAGGGUGGCUGCGUCCCCCUGCCCAGGCCUAUUCCUACCGGGAGCUCCCGCUUCCCACGACGCGACGCGUCCUGCGUCCUGCUGUUUUGCUGUGGUUUUUAAAGAAGCGCCGGUAACAUGCGGUGGCUUCGAUUUCGACCUCACUCCACCCUGUGCAACCACCGGCAUCCUCUCUGCCCUCUUCCUCCUCACCCGGAUUCGGUAAUGACAAAGAACCCUGUUAUUUCUUUGCAAUUUACAUUUGGAAGUAAAUUCAGUCGGCCCUGGCUGUUCUUGGAAGCCUAGCCAUACAAACUUUAGUGCAGGCAUUUUGGGGUACUUCAUUCAUUAGGUUAAGUGAACUCGUUAGAUUAUUUUGGGGUCAACUAAUUAUUCAUAAUGACUUCGUCCUCUGUUAAUAUUUAAGACUUUCAGUCCUACUAUUGACGAGUUUGUAUCCGCAAGCCCUAGAUUCUGUUUAGUUUUAGCGAGGGAAAAAUAUUUUCCUGGGCUCUCAGGGUCGGAGCUUUGUGGUAACCCCUGCCCCAAUGGAUGGAGGACCUCAAAAAGUAUGUAGAA
This is a messenger RNA of Tupaia belangeri chinensis (Chinese tree shrew), 1645 nucleotides long. It is a transcript of the gene FCRLB, whose product is annotated as Fc receptor like B. Gene Ontology annotation, molecular function: transmembrane signaling receptor activity. Bases 1 to 1089 code for a protein of 362 amino acids. The transcript has 6 exons. Gene Ontology annotation, biological process: cell surface receptor signaling pathway; immunoglobulin mediated immune response. The record is from RefSeq and is a predicted model, not a curated record. Gene Ontology annotation, cellular component: external side of plasma membrane. Lineage: Eukaryota; Metazoa; Chordata; Mammalia; Scandentia; Tupaiidae.